AUGGUGGAUAAGGUGGAGAAGCUGAGCCAGUGGCCACGGCAGCGCACAAAGAAGGAAGUACAACAGUUUCUGGGCCUGGCCAGUUACUAUCGGCAAUUCAUCCCUCAUUUCUCCUCCAAAGCGGCCCCCUUGACAGAGGCGCUUAAGAAAAGGCAAAGCCAUACUCUAAGGGCUUCAGGAUUCGGGGUCUCCGUCAAGCCAGGGACCCUCCAGACCCUUUGUGAAUUAGAGUGGACCACUUUUGACGUGGGAUGGCCCUCAGAGGGCUCUUUUGAUUUGAUCUUGAUUAGGAACAUUGAGGCUGUGAUCCUCGGGAGUCCCAGACACCCAGAUCAGAUUCCAUAUAUAGAGACGUGGCUAGACAUCGCCAAGACGAGACCUAGUUACAUUAAACGGUGUCAACGGAAACUCCCAGGAUCCAUGUGUCCCUCCCUCCUUACGGUUAAAAAGGGUGGAGAACCCCAUGCCUCUGGGAGCCCGCCCCACACUUCCCCCAGUCCGUCCCGAACUCAGAGUGGACUUCCGUAUGGCCCCCGUCCACUUGUUCCUCCGAAGUUCUCUGGCCCCGGGGGCAAGGGCGACAAACGGGUGUUGCCAGCCUCCCCCGAUCCUGGCCCUGAGCCCUCCACUCUGUUGCCCCUCCAGGAGCUUGCCCCCACACAGGGGACGGACCAUCUGUUUAUGGUUUAUGUCCCUUUCUCCACAAGUGGUCUGUAUAAUUGGAAGCUACAAAAUCCUCCUUUCUCUGAAAAACCACAAGGCUUGAUUUCGUUACUAGAAACGGUUUUUCACACCCAUCGCCCUACUUGGGAUGACUGCCAGCAACUCUUGCAAGUUCUUUUUACUUCUGAGGAGCGCAAUCGGAUUCACCUUGAGGCUCAGAAGCAGGUUCUUGGCACAGGUGGCCAACCCACCACUGACCCAGUUAUUCUGGAAACAAGCCUCCCAGCCCAACAACCCAACUGGGAUCCAAAUACGGUUGCUGGGGAAGGAGAUCUAGCCCGGUACUGCCAACUUCUUCUAUAGGGGCUCCACAGCGCAGCCCGGAAGCCCACCAAUUUGUCUAAAGUAAGUGAGAUAGUUCAGAGCCCCCGGGAAUCCCCCGCCGCUUUCUUGGAACGCCUACUUGAGGCAUAUAGGCAAUACACACCUAUAGACCCUCCGGCGGCCGAGAACAUGUGGGCAAUUAACAUAGCAUUUGUUACACAGUCAGCCCCAGACAUUAGGAAAAAGAUUCAAAAGCUAGACGGGUUUGAAGGGAAGAAUCUCAGUGAACUAGUCGAGAUAGCUCAGAAGGUUUUUAAUAAUUGUGAGGACCCAGAAGUUGCAGGCACAAAGAAAUUGACCCAAGUCGUCUUAGCGACCAUGCAGGAAACUAGCGACAGGAGUCGAGGGGCUCCACGGAGGAAUGGGGGUCGCCCCCGCCUAGAAAAAGAUCAAUGCGCCUACUGCAAGGAGAUGGGCCACUGGAAAAGCGAGUGUCCCCGUAAGAAGAAAGUGAACCCAAAAGGAAAGAGUCUCCUCACUCUUGAGGAAGACUGAAGGGGCCAGGGCUCUGUCAAUUUGGGCCCCCAAGAGCCCUUGGUAACCUUAACUGUGGGGGGCCACCCAACCACCUUCCUGGUAGAUACCGGGGCAGCCCACUCGGUUCUCCGGGAAGGGAUCGGCCGUCUUACUGAAAAAAAGACUCAGAUCAUAAGGGCAACGGGGCGACCCAGGGCGUACCCUUGGACUUCAGCCCGUGUGACUGAUCUGGGAAAAGGGACUAUAACUCAUUCCUUCUUGGUAAUCCCCGAAUGUCCCUUUCCCCUCCUGGGACGAGACCUCUUAAGAAAAUUGCAAGCCUCGGUGUCAUUCCAAGAGGACAGCACCCACCUCAGCCUGGGCUCUCCGCAGCCUGCUGCCCUUCUGCUUACCCUACCCUUGCAAGACGAGUAUCUCUUCUUCAAAAGUCAGGUGCCAGAAAGCCCCUCUGAGGCCUUAAAAGAACUCCAAAAAGAGAUUCCAGGAGUAUGGGCCGAAAACAACCCUCCUGGUCUGGCGACUCAUCAGCCACCCGUCGUGGUACAGGUCAAUAGUUCAGCCACCCCGUUUCAGAAACCCCAAUACCCCAUUCCAGCCAGGGCGAAGUUAGGAAUACGUAAGCAUAUACAGAGACUGUUGGAAGCAGGAAUUUUAGUACCCUGCAGGUCGCCAUGGAACACCCCGCUGUUACCAGUCAAGAAGCCCAGCACUGAGGACUACUGGCCAGUUCAGAACUUACGUGAGGUGAACGCCCGGGUAGAGACUGUCCACCCUACAGUGCCUAACCCAUACACCCUACUCAGCCAGCUGCCACCAGACCAGGAAUGGUACUCAGUCUUGGACUUAAAAGAUGCUUUCUUCUGUAUACCUCUGGCCCCGGUGAACCAGCCUCUGUUCGCCUUUGAGUGGACGAAUCCGGACCAGGGUUCUCUGCCGCAGGGGUUCAAGAACUCCCCUACUCUCUUUGAUGAAGCUCUGAGUAGGGACCUUUUUCCCUUCCGGGAGACCCAUCCCGAAGUUACCCUUUUGCAAUAUGUGGAUGACCUGCUCUUGGCGGCAGAGUCUGCGUCUGUGUGCCUACAGGCAACUCGGGACCUCCUGACCGCUCUGGGCUCCAUGGGUUAUCGGGUUUCGACAAAGAAGGCACAGAUCUGUAGUCAGAGGGUGACCUAUCUGGGAUACGAUCUAAGUGGGGGAAAACGGACACUGUCGGCCAGCCGAGUCCAAGCAAUCCAGAAUAUUCCCACGCCUACGACUAAACAACAGGUCAGAGAGUUCUUGGGCACGGUAGGGUACUGCAGGCUUUGGAUCCCCGGCUUUGCUGAGAUAGCGAAACCCCUCUAUACCAGCACGGGAGGGAAAGGUGACUCCCUCAUGUGGACUGAGAUUGAGCAAUCAGCGUUUCAGGCUCUUAAAAAGGCUAUUACCACGGCCCCUGCUCUAGCCCUACCCGACCUUAAGAAACCCUUCCAACUCUUUGUGGCCGAGGCUCGGGGUAUAGCAAAAGGGGUUUUAACCCAGACUCUCGGCCCAUGGAAACGGCCGGUUGCAUAUUUAUCGAAAUGACUAGACCCAGUGGCGACGGGGUGGCCCACUUGCAUGAGAUCUAUUGCAGCGACGGCGGUUCUGGUAAAAGAGGCCAAGAAACUGACCCUGGGCCAGGACCUCCAAGUCACUGGGGCUCAUGCCGUGGAAGCCCUCCUCCGCAGUCCACCGGAUCGGUGGAUCUCCAACGCCUGAGUGACUCAGUACUAGGUACUUUUAUUGGACCCUCCGUGGGUCACCUUUUCCAAAAUGGCAGUCCUUAAUCCAGCAACCUUACUGCCAGACAAUCAACAUGAGAGUCCCAUCCAUGAUUGCACCGAGGUCCUGGAUACGGUAACCGGGACCCGACCGGACCUGACCAACGUCCCGCUAGAGCCGCCAGCCCUCAACCUGUUUACCGAUGGGAGCAGUUUCAUCAGCGAUGGAAUCCGGUAUGCGGGAGGGGCAGUAGUCAAUGGCUCGGAGGUAAUAUGGGCCCAGUCCCUGGGGCACGGUACGUCAGCCCAGAAGGCAGAACUUAUUGCCCUAACGCAGGCCCUCCGGUGGGGGAAGGGGAAGGAUCUUAAUGUUUACACGGACAGCCGGUAUGCUUUUGCCACGGCUCAUGUUCAUGGAGCACUAUACCAGGAACGAGGGCUGCCAACCUCUGGAGGGAAGGACAUUAAGAAUGCAAACAAAAUUAUGUCCCUCCUGGAAGCCCUCUGGCUACCCGAACGAAUAGCUAUAAUUUAUUGCCCUGGGCAUCAACGGGAUGGCUCGGCAGUCUCGCAGGGAAAUAACUUCGCUGAUAGAACCGGAAAGGAGGCUGCCUUAAGACCAGUAGGGGCUCUCAAAAUUCUCUCUGUUCAGAUGCUGUCACGGGCUCUCCCGGACCGACCAACCUACUCGAAGGAAGAUAUCGAGCUGGGCAGGAGGUUGCAGUGCUCUGAAACUGAGGCGGGAUGGCUGAAACAUCCCGAUGGAAGAAUCUUUCUCCCCCAAGCACUUGGGCGGGAUCUUCUUCUACAGACCCAUCGAGCCACACACUUGGGAACGGCCCGACUCUGUCAGCUAUUCAGACCCCAUUUCUAUCUGCCCGGACUAUCGACUCUGGCCGAUUCCAUAACCUCCGGGUGCGCCUCCUGUGCGCAAGUUAAUGCUGGCCCUAGCCGGCCCUCCACCGCCCCGAGCGUUCGCCAUUGCGGAUCCCAGCUGGGAGAGCACUGGGAAAUUGACUUCACUGAGGUAAAACCUACCCGAGGUAGGUAUCGCUAUUUAUUGGUCUUCAUCGACACCCAUUCCGGGUGGGUCGAAGUGUUCCCUACGAAGGGAGAGACAGCCUUGAUUGUUGCCCGGACUCUCCUACAUCAAAUUGUACCUCGAUUUGGCGUACCUCUAGCUCUGGGUUCAGAUAAUGGCCCUGUGUUCAUCGCCCAAACUUCCAAAUUGGUAGCCAAGUCUCUAGGAAUUGAUUGGAAACUGCAUUGUGUGUAUAGGCCACAGAGCUCAGGGCAGGUAGAGAGAAUGAACAGAACCUUAAAGGAAACUUUAACAAAAUACGCUCUUGAAGUUGCCGGUCACUGGACGGACCUCCUUCCGUUUGCCCUCCUACACACACGAUGCUCCCCUUAUAGGAAGGGUUUCACUCCCUUUGAAAUUGUAUUUGGGCAAUUGCCUCCUCUGCUUCCCCGCCUGGCGGAGGAGACGCGCACCAAGUUGUCUAACCACAACCUGCUUGAGUCCUUGCAGGCCCUCGAUUGCGUCCGGCACGAUAUUUGCCGACAGGUUCAGUCCAACAUGGGUGGGACUACUGAGGCUCCGGACCCCGCGGCUGACCCUCCCCCACACAUCUCUGCCAACUAUUUCCGCCCGGGUGGACUAACCCGGGCCUCUUUUCGGUGGAUACGGUUGAUGGGGGCCGCUGGAUCUGGGGAUAUGGAUGCGGAACUGAUACCUUGGAAAGGAGACUGUCGCAGGAGCAAUAUUAUGGCUGUCCAUCGGAUGGAAGCCCCGCUUGCGGUGACGCACCCAACUUCUACUGCGCCCGAUGGGGUUGCAAAACUUUUGCUACAUGGUUGGAAGGCCAAGAUAAGGAUCCUUGGCUCACGGUGA
Molecule: messenger RNA, 5160 nt
Organism: Varanus komodoensis (Komodo dragon)
Lineage: Eukaryota; Metazoa; Chordata; Lepidosauria; Squamata; Varanidae
Biological process (GO): virion assembly; DNA integration; methylation
Molecular function (GO): zinc ion binding; methyltransferase activity; aspartic-type endopeptidase activity
Source: RefSeq, a predicted model, not a curated record